Molecule: messenger RNA, 1647 nt
Organism: Pestalotiopsis fici W106-1
Lineage: Eukaryota; Fungi; Ascomycota; Sordariomycetes; Amphisphaeriales; Sporocadaceae
Exons: 2
Coding region: 1-1647 (548 amino acids)
Biological process (GO): mitochondrial transmembrane transport
Source: RefSeq, a predicted model, not a curated record
AUGCUGAAUGUGGCCAUUGGGUCCUCCGAUUUAAUGACGCGCAUUUUUUCCCUUGGAACGCUCCAGAGCAACAAAAAUUGGCCGCGAUCGCAGCGAGACGGGCCAAAGCAUUAUGAACUCUCGCCCCCCCUUGGCUAUGACUGCCUGCGCACCAACUCAAACAUCCCGUACUGGUUAAUCACCAUCACCAUCGAGCAAACUUUUCGCAUUCUCACUCCCCCAAAACCUCCUCUCUCAUCGACAUCAGAGCUACCCCAGCGGGCCACCCCCGGCUAUCCGGGAUUCGCCCAAACAAUGCCCACUUCCCAGAGCAUCGAUGCGCAAGACCACGACAGGUUAUCCAUCCCGGAAGAUGCAUUCGCUGGCGAUACCAUGCUGUCAUCAAAGGAUGAUGGCGCUGAACAGGUGAUGGACAUUUCGGCUGGUCAGAAGAUGCUAUCAGCCAUCUCGGGCAGCUUGUUGACAUCGCUGCUUGUCACCCCUCUCGAUGUUGUCCGAGUCCGACUGCAAUCGCAAGCAACGCCUCAAGCGUACACUGCAGACCUCUCCAAGCUUGCAACUUCAACCUCCACGCCAAAUGCAUUCCGGCCAUCUAACCUCGGCGUCACGGCUUGUUGCCGAGAAGUCUUCUUCAUGAACAACGGCGCUGAGCUGUGCGUCGCAGGACCCAGAAUAGAUGCGCUGGGGGGAUCGGCUAUAGCUGGCGAUUGCGCAGUUGAGCAGACACAAAAGAGGGCCUUUAAUUCGACUUUUGAUGGCCUGAGAAAGAUUGCUCGCAACGAGGGCGUGACAACCCUGUGGCGAGGUCUCUCACCUACUCUAGUCAUGGCUGUGCCCGCCAACAUCAUUUACUUUACCGGUUACGAAUGGCUUCGAUACAACGAGGCGAGCCCCAUAAGCAAGCUCAAAUCCGACAUCUAUGCACCGCUCGUGGGCGGGUCUGUGGCCCGGAUUCUUGCAGCCACAGCCAUUGGUCCCAUUGAGCUAUUUCGCACCCGCAUGCAGGCCACGUCUGGCUCGACCGCGACGAACCACUUUGCCAAUACGUUUGACAGCAUGAAGACAAUGUUGGCUGAGCAUGGACCUCGAUCAUUAUGGCGAGGUCUCAAUUUGACACUCUGGCGCGACGUGCCGUUCUCGGGCAUGUAUUGGUGGGGCUACGAGACGAUCAGGGGAAAACUCACAGACAUGCGCGAGGAGCGUCGCGGCCGCUCGAUAACUAGAGAAGACGGCUCGCGCCGCCGGGUUCGGAGCCGAUCCCAGAGCCAAGAGAAUCACACGGCGACAUUCCUGGACAGCUUCACCGCUGGCGCCGUCUCGGGCUCACUCGCUUCUAUUGCAACGAUGCCUUUCGAUGUGGGCAAGACGAGAACGCAGGUCUUUAGAGACUCGGCUAGAAAGGUUGCCACGGAUGGAUCCAAGACAGUGGCUCCCGAAGAGCAAUCCAUGGCACGUUUAUUAUGGCACAUUGUCAAGACAGAAGGCGUGGCAGGACUGUGGAAAGGCUGGAUACCUCGUACACUCAAGAUCGCACCCAGCUGUGCCAUCAUGAUUAGCAGCUACGAAGUUGGAAAGCGAACGUUUAGGAGCAUCAAUGAAAGGGCAGCAAUGAAGCAAAACGGCGAAGAGGCCACCAGUGGGCGAUAA